Messenger RNA from Rhagoletis pomonella (apple maggot), 1671 nucleotides. RefSeq lists its product as uncharacterized. Bases 104 to 1567 code for a protein of 487 amino acids. The record is from RefSeq and is a predicted model, not a curated record. Lineage: Eukaryota; Metazoa; Arthropoda; Insecta; Diptera; Tephritidae. The transcript has a single exon.
CAUAUGGCAACUCCAGACCUAAUCCAAUUUGAAUUUCUUUUACUGCCGGCUGCAAUUUGCAUAUAGCCUUAUUUCAGUGAUAAAAAGCCAUAAAUCUCAAAAAAUGUUUCAACCCGAAACUGAGGAUAUGCUACCGCGUUGCGCGCCUACGCCAAGUGUGCCAUUGGAUAUGAAUACCGCCACAAUAGUGCGUCCGUCUGUGCCUGAAGUCUCAAUUUUGAUUGGCGCUCAGCAAGCAGAUUCAGCCAAUUCAAAAACAGCCCCAAAUGAUACGCCGAAUCAACCACAACAAACAUACGCUGCAUGGAAAAGACAAAUUCUUCCUAAAGUAUCUUUCCCACCAGCAGGUGCUGAAGUAUAUAGUAUCAACGGUCACGUAGUUGGCUCAAACAUUGUAAGUGCUGCCAAAGUGCCCAUGGCCGCCAGCACAACCGCAGCUCCGACAAAUGCGAACAUAACGUCAAAUUUGUAUCCACUUCGCCCUGUAACAGCUAAUGUAACACAAAUGCCUAUUAUCGCAAAUUCAAAUGCUGCAGCUAGUCUUAAUGGCAUAACUACGCAAAUGCAACAGUACCGUCGCAGCAUGGAGCAGCCUUUAUGCUCACAGGAAAAUUUUCAGCGGCGCUCGUUUGAUGCAUGCACUACAACGGCUCAAACGUACCGAUCAAACUUGGAUGUCCUCACCAUAUGUGCAGGCACACAAACAGAAGGCGCACUGAUUUCAGAUUCUCCCAGGCGCGAAUCUGGAUUAUUAGAACACCUGGCAACAAAGGAAGAUUUUCAAAAGUUAUGUACGAUGUUUGGAGAUAUGCGCAUGGAGCAGCUGCGCCUAAUGAAUACUAUGGAAUCAUUUUUAGUUCAACAGACCCGCUCUCCGCAAAUAUCGAUAACACGGCAGAACGCGUGUACACAGUAUAACGUUAGUGAUUGUUAUGAAUCUAAGGAAAAGCAAGUCCCAAUAGCUCAUCAACAAUACGAGGUUAUCGAAGAAUAUAAUACACUUCCUUCAUCUAAUGGCUCGAAUGGACGAUAUAAACCGCAUAAGGAGUUGCCGGCCUUUGCGUUAGAAUUACCACGUCAACCUACUGCCCAAUCCACCGCUUAUCAAGCGCCCACACCGCGUAAUACCAUACCAACUACUGCCGAGGCAAUGCCAAAUAAACCGAGUACCGAAAAAAGCAUGCUAAUGAACGAGCUGGCACUGAAAUAUUUACCCAAUGAGCAAUUGAAUGUACUUCUGCAGGAGUUAAAUAUUGCACCAGCAGCACAACAGAAAGCUGCUACACCCUUGCGACCAAUAGAAAAUAUCGAAAAGCAACCAAGCGAUAUGUCAAAUGCUUCUUACAAAUAUUUAAAGAAAUAUCGACUGCUGCCAGAGGAGUACGAUGAAGGGAAAGAGCUAUUAACACCAGUGCGUUCGCCAAUAACACAGGGAACACGACAGCAGCAACAUGACCAAUCACCAUAUCAACCGCAACAACAGCCUAGGGCAUCACCACGUGUUUUAACACCUCAAUCGCCUAUGCUGGACCUUGAGCAUAUUAGACGGCAGCCUAAACUUAUUUAAUAUAAACUGAAAGUAUCGUAUAGCAAGCUGAAUUUUGUUAAGUAUGGGAUUAUUUUUGUUUAAUUCUUACUACAUAACCUGUUUUAAUAUAACUAACUUAUUCA